This is a messenger RNA of Rana temporaria (common frog), 2987 nucleotides long. It is a transcript of the gene SEPTIN9, whose product is annotated as septin 9. Gene Ontology annotation, molecular function: molecular adaptor activity; GTP binding; GTPase activity. Gene Ontology annotation, biological process: cytoskeleton-dependent cytokinesis. The record is from RefSeq and is a predicted model, not a curated record. Gene Ontology annotation, cellular component: septin complex; septin ring; microtubule cytoskeleton. Bases 390 to 2078 code for a protein of 562 amino acids. NCBI's taxonomy places the organism in Eukaryota, Metazoa, Chordata, Amphibia, Anura, Ranidae. The transcript has 11 exons.
UAGGAAGGAGGAGGGAAGGAAAUGGAGAAGUACUUAGAAAGAGGGCAGUGACAGCCUGACGGAAUAGAAAAAGAGUGAGAGACCAGACUUGGAAAGAGAAAAUUGUAAAGAUACAGACAAAGGAAAGCUGGAUAGAAGACCGUUGAAGAGGGAGGAGAUAAGGCAACGCUUAAGUGAGAUCAGAGUGGAGAGUACAUUAGAGGGUGAAUGAGAAAAGUGAAAGGAGGUAACGAAAAAAGGAAAAACGUGAGACAAGGAACUACAAGAGAAGAAACAAAAAAAAAGAAAAAGAGGACCGAGGGAGUGGAAGGAGGAGGACAGAGAGGGUUACCACCUCCCAAACAGGGGCAGAGAGGCUGGACUGCAGAUAAACUGAUGCUGGGGGAGUGAUGGACAAGGAGCGCAUUUCAGCACUAAAGAGGUCCUUUGAGGUUGAGGAGGUUGACCAGUCUUCGAACCCCUCUGUCCAGCCCCGCAGAACUCCAAAUCCACUCCUAAGAGGUGCAGGCUCUGCUGCCCAGAAAUUUCAAGAACAAAGCCCUAGAAAUGCAGAAGCACUCCUGAGACAUGCAGACAUCGGAGGACAAAGAUCUCCAAAAUCAUCACUAAGGAGAAUCGACCUGGCGGGGUCUCGGCAUCCAGAACCCAUGUCAAGACGAACAGAGAUCUCCAUUGACAUCUCAUCCAAGCAGGUGGAAAAUUCUGCCCCAGCGGUUUCUCGAUUUGGUUUGAAGAGGGCAGAACUACCAGGUCAUAAGCCUCCUGAGCCUAUUCCAAGAAGAGCAGAGAUAACUCUGGGAAAGUCUCAUGAGCUCCGAGGAGAGUCUCCAAGUUCUAAAAUUCCUGAGAUGCCUCAGAGAAGAACAGAAGAAAGCAAUGCUAAAAAGGUUGAUAUACAGAUGCCUAAAUCCCCAGAAGUCCCCCAAGUAAAACAGGUGGAAAACUCCAUACCUUCAUCGACCAUGCUUCACCAUCAGCCAGAGCCAAAACUGCCGAUCGUCCAGGUAGAAGUUCAGCAACAGAGAUCACCAGAGGUUAUUGAGGACACUCAGCCGUACGCUGCCAACAUGACAGACAUUAUCAGAGACGCAGGGGUGAAGCAGCCUCUUCCCACCCGAGGCGUAGGGGAGAAGCCGGCCAUGGAUUUUGGAUAUGUGGGAAUAGAUGCCAUUUUGGAGCAGAUGAGGAAAAAGGCAAUGAAGCAAGGGUUCGAGCUGAACAUCAUGGUAGUUGGUCAGAGCGGACUUGGGAAAUCUACAUUAAUAAACACACUCUUCAAAUCCAAGGUCAGCAGAAAAUCUGUGCAGCCAACAGCUGAAGAGAGGAUUCCAAAAACUAUAGAGAUUAAAAGUAUCACUCAUGAAAUUGAAGAAAAAGGGGUUCGGAUGAAACUGACAGUCAUAGACACUCCUGGAUUUGGGGACCACAUUAAUAAUGAAAACUGCUGGAUGCCCAUUAUGAAGUUCAUUAAUGACCAGUAUGAGAAGUACCUACAGGAAGAGGUGAACAUCAACCGUAAGAAGAGAAUUCCAGACACCCGAGUCCACUGCUGUAUAUACUUUAUUCCGGCCACAGGACACUCACUCAGGCCACUGGACAUCGAAUUCAUGAGACGCCUGAGUAAAGUGGUGAAUAUUGUACCCGUUAUUGCCAAAGCAGAUACAUUAACUUUAGAAGAAAGAGAUUAUUUUAAACAGAGAAUCCGUCAAGAUCUACAGAACAAUGGUAUAGAUAUCUAUCCUCAGAAGGAGUUUGAUGAGGAUGCGGAAGACCGGCUGGUGAAUGAAAAGAUCAGAGAAAUGAUUCCAUUUGCUGUUGUUGGUAGUGACCAAGAGUACCAAAUUAAUGGUAGGCGAAUACUGGGCCGGAAAACCAAGUGGGGGACCAUUGAAGUGGAAAACAUUGGUCAUUGUGAAUUCGCUCACUUGCGAGAUCUUCUGAUAAGGACGCACAUGCAGAACAUCAAAGACAUAACAAGCAGUAUUCAUUUUGAAGCGUAUCGCGUCAAGAGGCUUCAAGAAGGAAACAUGCUCUCCAACGGCACAUCGGAAAAAGACUACUCUUCCAACGAGAUAUAAUCCUGGGAUCGUACACCCUCCAUCAUGAUCAUCCUGUCCUUCAGUUUCUAUGUGUUCAGCUCCUGUGACAUUGUGCGGGAGGAAUAGAGGGGAGGAAGUACAGGAAGGUUAGCCCAUUAAUUUUCAGGGUCUCCAGGUCUGACUGGGCCUUGAUCUGCAAGUUUGUGCCAUAAAAGGGAGAAGGCGUCAUGGCAGUCAUUAGACUAAGAGGGGGACAGUAGACAUCUGCAUUUACUUUUUUUUUUUUCCUACUAGUAUGAGCCACUUAACUGCCUUGUUACAUUGUGCAGUACCCUUUUCCUUGCUACGGUGAGCUGUAUAGAGAUAUAGCUCAUUGUUAAGUACAGCUGGCUCUUAUUUUCUGAAACCUUUCUGCAGUUUGCUCUAUCAUGGUGGAGCUCAGAGCAAAGUAUUCCUAGCUAGAAUGUCAUGUAGUCAAAUUUGUUUCAUUCUUAAGUGCCGAAAGUCAAGUUAAAGAAUGUGAAAGUGCAUUUCAUCUAUGGAUUGUGGGCUGAAUUGGUAUUUAUUAUUCCUGUGAAAGAAGAUAGGAAAACGGAUGAGAUUGAAAGUGGAUUAAGGAAGUUUUAUUAUUCAUUUUAAGAAAAAAAAAUGCUUUGUUUUUGAGAUUUUCAGAGAACCUUAUUUGUCAGUUGUUUCCUUUACCCUUCUGGUUUGAUCGCAUUCCUUGCAGUUCUUCGUCUCUCAUCAAACUGUUGAACUGCCCCAUCCCUCCUAUUAGACCAAGUUUUCUUUUUGAUUAAAAUUGUUUACCUUUUUUGUUAUUUAUCAUUUUUUUUUUUUUCCCCCACUUUGAUUUUUCAAUAUUUUUUUCUCUUAUUGCCACUAUUUUGUAAUUUAUCACUCAUCGUGGCAUUGUAGUAUUAAAAGUGUCUGUCAGGGAAAAUUAAA